Molecule: messenger RNA, 6205 nt
Organism: Onychostoma macrolepis
Lineage: Eukaryota; Metazoa; Chordata; Actinopteri; Cypriniformes; Cyprinidae
Gene: wdr17
Product: WD repeat domain 17
Molecular function (GO): protein binding
Source: RefSeq, a predicted model, not a curated record
CUUUAUAUUUACACGUUGUAUUUUCUCUACAGUAAAAACCGAUGACACGCUUUUAUACCCGACCACAAGCAAUCUUUAUGCAAAACCGUAAUGGUUUAUUACCUUUAUCUGUAAAAAAAAAUAAGCAAAUAAAAAUUGCCAGUGUGAUGUGCAGCAUGCAAGAGGUGAAAGUCUGCUAAUGAAACUGAAUCUCUGUGUGAAAAGGCUGUCGGAUAAAUAAUGCAUCGUAUUCUCUCCCUUACGCAGCCUUCACAGUCGCAUAUGUUAGCCACAAGCAAUCAAUCUGAAUGAACGGUUGCCAAAUUACACAUUGUUACAAUUCCUUAGUUUUUUCCCCAACAAGAUGUGGCCAGCCGUUUGUACUACACAUACAAGACAGCACGAGCACCUGAGCACCUCCCCGAGUGAAGAUUACACGGAUUCGGGCUAUGAUUUGCGUUGAUUGAUCGGGCAAAUGACCAAUCAGCGUUCAGAAACUGGACAGGGUGUGACGUCAUGUUUCGAAUGGACCAAUCAUCGCAAUGAAUCGGAGGCAGCGUUAACUAACUACAUGAACCAAGUGUUUGUCCGUCAGCGAUACACCUAAUCUCAGCACCAGGUCGCUGUCCACUGACACAGAGAGAGGUAAAGAUGUCUCAGGUGAAGCAGGUUGGCCUGUUGGCUGCUGGAUGCCAGCCCUGGAACAAAGACGUGUGUGCUGCCAGUGGGGACAGGUUUGCGUAUUGUGCCACACUUGCCAUAUAUGUGUACCAACUUGAUCACAGAUAUAAUGAGUUUAAGCUGCGAGCAAUCAUGUCUGAACACAAGAAGACAAUCACAGCUAUAUCAUGGUGUCCACACAACCCUGAAGUGUUUGCCAGUGCUAGCGCUGAUAACCUGCUCAUCAUCUGGAACGUAGCUGAGCAAAAGGCAGUUACACGGCUUGACAACACCAAAGGUAUUCCAGCUUCUCUAAGCUGGUGCUGGAAUGCAGGUGACAGCGUUGCGUUUGUAUCCCACCGGGGUCCUUUGUAUAUAUGGACCAUCUCUGGGCCAGACUCAGGAGUCACAGUGCACAAGGAGGCUCACAGUUUCCUCUCGGAUAUCUGCCUAUUCCGCUGGCAUCCACUGAAGAAGGGAAAAGUAGUAUUUGGACACACUGAUGGCAGUCUGUCCAUCUUUCAGCCAGGCUCAAAGAAUCAGAAGCAUGUACUGCGUCCCGAGUCGUUAGAAGGCACAGAUGAAGAGGACCCCGUCACAGCUCUAGAGUGGGACCCUCUCAGCACAGACUACCUGCUGGUGGCCAACAUGCACAAUGGCAUCAGACUGCUGGACUCUGAAUCUCUUUCCUGCAUCACAACCUUUAGUUUCCCCAGUGCUGCUGCCUCUGUGCAAUGCCUGGCCUGGGUGCCCAGUGCCCCUGGCAUGUUUAUCACAGGGGAUUCUCAAGUUGGCGUGCUGAGAAUAUGGAACGUAUCAAGAGCGACACCUCUGGAUAACUUCAAACUGAAGAAAACCGGCUUCCAUGCACUUCAUGUUUUAAAUUCCCCACCAGCAAAGAAAUCCUUUAGCACGAAUUCCCCUUCCAAGAAUCACUACACCUCCUCCACUAGUGAGGCUGUGCCUCCACCUACUCUUUCACAGAACCAGGCCUUCUCCCUCCCACCCGGCCACGCUGUCUGCUGUUUCAUGGAUGGGGGGGUUGGAUUGUAUGAUAUGGGCACCAAAAAGUGGGACUUCCUGCGGGAUCUGGGUCAUGUUGAAACUAUCUUCGACUGCAAAUUCAAGCCAGAUGAUCCAAACCUUCUAGCUACAGCUUCAUUUGAUGGGACGAUAAAAGUCUGGGAUAUAAACACAUUAACUGCUGUGUACACGUCUCCGGGCAAUGAGGGAGUGGUUUAUUCUCUAUCAUGGGCCCCUGGAGAUUUGAACUGCAUAGCAGGAGCCACAUCAAGGAAUGGCGCCUUCAUUUGGGAUGUGAAAAAGGGAAAAAUGAUCACAAGAUUUAAUGAGCAUGGGAAGAAUGGUAUUUUUUGUGUUGCUUGGAGCCAUAAAGAUUCCAAAAGAAUAGCCACAUGCAGUGGAGAUGGAUUUUGCAUAAUUCGAACCCUUGAUGGCAAAGUGUUGCACAAAUAUAAACAUCCAGCAGCAGUGUUUGGCUGUGACUGGAGUCAAAAUAACAAAGAUAUGAUUGCCACUGGCUGUGAAGACAAGAAUGUUCGAGUCUAUUACUUGGCCACCAGUUCAGACCAGCCACUAAAAGUCUUUACAGGCCACACGGCCAAAGUAUUCCAUGUGCGUUGGUCACCUCUCAGAGAGGGCAUACUGUGCAGCGGCUCAGAUGAUGGGACUGUUCGUAUCUGGGAUUACACCCAAGAUGCCUGCAUUAACGUGCUGAGUGGCCAUACCGCUCCAGUGCGGGGUCUCAUGUGGAACACAGAGGUGCCAUACCUUUUGACCUCAGGGAGCUGGGACUACACCAUCCGCGUCUGGGACACCAGAGACGGCACCUGUCUAGACACUGUGUAUGACCAUGGAGCUGAUGUCUAUGGUCUGACAUGUCACCCCAGCCGUCCGUUCACCAUGGCUUCCUGCUCCAGAGACUCUACGGUCAGACUUUGGUCACUCACUCCUCUAAUUGCUCCCUUAGUGGUCAACAUCCUUACUGACCACAGCUGGGAUGACAUCAUUGGCAACACAGAUCGUGCUAUGGUCCCUGGAGCUCCUCCUCUCCUGUGUGGAAAAAUUUCCAAAGAUAUCAAACAGGAGCUGGAUAAACUCUCUAGUGACGUGCGCAUGAAGAAGCUCCGAUGGUUCUCCGAGUGUUUCUCACCACCUGGUGGGAGUCAUAACCUUUGGGAUCUGGUUGCUGUAAUCAACGGACAGGAUGAUAGUCUUCUUCCACAGAACUAUGGACAAGGCAUAAUGCACAUGAAACAUCUGGUCCGCUUCAAAACUUCUGAAGCACAAGAGCUGACUAUAGUAAAGAUGUCAAAGUUUGGGGGUGGUAUCGGAGCGCCUAGUAAAGAGGAAAGGCUCAAGAAUGCAGCAGAAAUCCAUAUCAGACUGGGUCAAAUCCAGAGAUACUGUGAGCUUAUGGUGGAACUGGGAGAGUGGGAGAAGGCUCUUUCCGUGGCCCCCGGUGUCUCCAUGAAAUACUGGAAAAAGCUCAUGCAAAGGAGAGCAGACCAGCUUAUGCAAGAAGGCAAUGAUGAUGUCAUCCCGUACUGCAUCGCCACUGGUGAGGUGAAAAAGCUGGUGAAUUUCUUCACCUCUAGAGGUCAGCUGAAAGAAGCUGUGCUGGUGGCUCAGGGUGCUUGUGAAGGCAAUAUCCAUGGUCCUCAGAUCACAUCAAUAAACCAUGCUGCAAACUCAGACAAUGACAACAUAGAAAAAUACUGCGGGAUGUUGCACAGAGUGUGUAAAGAGCUGGCGGAGUGGUAUUUCCAAGAUGGCCGUGCUGUGUUGGCAGCUUGCUGUCAUCUAGCUGUAGACAAUGCAGAACUGGCUAUGGCAUCUCUGAUCAGAGGCAAUGAGCUGGAGCUGGCGUGUGUGGGCACAGUCCUGGGAGAAUCAGCCAGUAAAGCCACCCACUACGUUCUGGAGCUCUUGGCCAGGAAAUAUAUGACCACUGCCACCUGCUUUCCAUCUGUGGCAUACAGGGAUCUUGCAGCCAGAUUACUCCAGAUGAUCCCUGAUAACGAGAUCUUGUUAGCCAAACUGUGUGCCUUCUACCCUGGCAGCUCAGCCGAAAUCAAUGACCUGCACGAAAAGUGUGUUCUACCGACUUUAGAGGAAUGUAAAGAACUUGCUGAAAGUGCACAUGCUGAGGGAGAAAUCUUCCAAGUAGUAAAGUAUUACCUCCUGAGCCCAGAACCAGAAAAAGCUCUUCCCAUUGGGAUCACAUAUGUCAAAGAGCUGCUGAGCUCUCCUGACUGGACGGUGGACUCUGUGUACCACAUUCUAGACCUGCUGAGCUACAUCAGAACAGACCGUCUUAUUCUUCCAAAGUGUAGUGAAGAACGCAAUGAGUUGCUUAUUCUCUGUGGGUAUAUUGGUGCACUAUUAGCCAUUGGGAGACAGUAUUCAAGUAUUGUGCCAGCACUGUAUGAAUACACAAGUCAGCUGCUGAAGAGGAGAGAGGUGGCUGUGCCAUUGCAGAUAGAGCAGCUGUCUGUAGAGUUGGAGGCCUGGAGAGCCUGCACAUAUUCCCUCAAAGUGGCAGAUGAUGCACUGUACAAUCCACCAUCUGAGGCCCAGAAAAGGGAGUACAGCCAGCUGUUGAGUCGGAUGAGUGAAGAGCCUAUCAAGGGCCUAGAGGGUCCCGACUAUGUCACUGGCUCCAACUUGCCCAGCCACUCUGAUGUCCAGAUUUCCUGCUUCACUGGCCUCAGGAUACAGGGUCCAGCAUUCUUCCUGGAAGAUGGCAAAUCAGCCAUUUCACUAAACGAUGCCCUGAUGUGGGCGAAAGUAAACCCUUUCUCUCCGUUGGGGACAGGAAUACGCCUCAACCCCUUCUGAGCACAAAUACAACAAAUGUGAUCAGUAUUCUUGUUGGUCUGGCUCUGGAAAGGCCACAAGGCACCCAUUUUCUCUCCGAAAGCUUGAUGUAUGUCAUAAACAAAAGAAAGUCAAAUUGUGUUCAAAUCAACAUUAUUUGAGUCUUUGCCGUUCCAUGCUGUGCUUACUUCAUUCAGGAUUGCAGCUUAUAUGCAAAGAAUCAGCAAAAUCAAGAGUGCUGCUGUAUGAACUUACAUUACACAAGGAAAACAGCACAAAUGCGAUGAUAUUUCAUUUAUACAACAGUUCAGUAAACAAGAAAUCAGUAUAAAGUAAUGUAAGUUAUUUUGUUUCAAAAGAAGGCAAAUGCAUUUUGACAAGCAACAAGUGACUGAUGCACUAACAUAGGCAAGCAGAGGGAUAUGAACAAUACAUAUCUUCUCUUCACGUACAAGAACAUGUUAAUUUGAUGCAGGCCAAUCAAAUUAGAGCACCACAACUAACUGUUGUAUAAAGAGAGAUUUAUGCUGGAUACAGUAAUGAAUGUUACAUAUGAAGCAGGAUAUUUAAUGCCUUUCUUUCUCAUCUUAAAACAUAAGCGGGUUCUGGGAUUCGGGUUUAGGUGUCACAUUCAGGUCUUAGGGUUGAGAUCUGUAGCCCAAAGAUUGUAAUUCUAGGUGGUACUGUCAUCAGAUAUUAUGGAGUAUGAGCAUUUUCAUCAAGCAGCCUGAAUGUUUAGAAGAUCUAGACAUCUUUUAAUUCAAGACUUACAGGGUAUUCAUCUGUACAUUUUUUGUUUGUGUAUUUGAUUUCAUAAGAGAGACAUGCUAGUUUUGCUGCUUUGACAUUGAAAUGGUUCGCCUUGUCUGUUUUAUAUGAUAUAUUUACUGACUAGUGAAUAUACACCUUAUUUUAGUGGAACCAAAUACUAGAAAUGAAACCUCAUAUUGUAACAAUCACUAUUUAAUGUUACUUCAUUUAAUUCAGUAACUAUUAUGAAUGGGUAUAGAGAGCGGGUCUGGGCCCAGAUGUGUAAUAUUUAUAUUCAUAAAGUAUGGCAACACUAUUUACAAAGAGUUAAUAGGACAUUAAGUCUUACUGUUGCAUUCAAAAUAUGUCUAGAUGAACUUAGGCAAUAAGUUUGAGAAACUGCACAUAUAGAGUGAGGAAGCAUAUUUCUGCUUAUACAUAGCUAUAUGUUUGGAGUGCAUUUCUGAAGUUAGGAAAUAAAAGACAAAAAGUGUCAUUUGUAUUGGUAAAAUCAUCAGUUGCAAUGGCCGUCAUACAUAGUUUUGUUUAUAAAAUGGUUUGGAGGAAUUAUUUUAUGAAAUUCUGGUUUUAUGUUAAAGAAAAUACAGAUACAGAGACUAUUUUCAUCAAACUGCACUGUGAAAUGUAUUUAUUUGUAUAUAGUUCUAGAAUUUAGAAUGUCUGAACUCUAAGCUCUAAUGGGUGUACAUAGCAUAUUCAUAUGAUAAUUGUUAAUACACAAAGAGGACAGUUACAUGUCAUAUAUUGAUCCUAAAGUAGAGUUAAAAUUGGAUUAAGCCAGGACGGAUCCAAAUUCUGCAUGCUUCAAGUGUCUCAUCUGUUUAUUUUGUCUGAUCAUAAACGUGCAAGGCGAGAUAGAAGAACAGGCAAGACUGUGUUAAUGAUAAUUACCUUCUUUUUUGUGACUAUGAUUUGAUAAUUACUAUUAAAAAGAUGAAGUGUACAAGAAAUCUCA